AUGUCCCGAAAUUUGAUAAUUCAGCACUGUUUGCCAUGUCCGCCACUGCAGCAAGAAGAAGUUGACCAACUUAUUCAUGGAAUGUUGAAUGCUUGCGGUGGAGAACGUCCCCUUAGUGAAUUGAUCAGUUUGGAAAAACUUUUUUUUAUUUGUCACAAAACAGUUGAUCUGUUAAGAGAGUGUGGUACAUUGGAAUACAUUCAUGAUCCGGAUGGUGUUGCUAUAUUUGGUGAUUUACACGGCAGUUUAUAUGAUUUGUUCCGAGGAAUAAAGGAUGCUGGUUGGCCCACUGAGAGAACUUUAAUUUUUCUCGGUGACUAUAUUGAUCGCGGGAAGUAUUCCCUGGAGAUGGUACUAUUACUUUUCCUAUUAAAAUUGCGAUAUCCAAAACGAAUGUACAUGUUGCGUGGUAAUCAUGAAACGAUGAGUCAGUGUUAUGCAAAUGAAGAUGAGGAACGUGGAUUGAUUCGAAGUAUUGAGCGUUGUUAUCCGCAUGCUAAUAGGAAUUUGAUACUAUUUAAUAUCAAUUUUGUUUUCGAUCAUUUACCACUUGCUGCUAUAUUAUCAGAUCAAGUGCUACUUUGUCAUGGCGGUAUCUCGCAAUUUAUAAAAUCGCGUGAAGAUAUUGCACAGAUACCACGUCCAUUAACGUGGAUUGCGCCGGAAACAAAUGUCUUACAUAUAAGCAUAAUGACAGAUAUUUUAUGGGCUGAUCCAUCUAAAGAAAUGACAUCAAAAUACUCACCUUCCGGACGUGGCGCAUCAUACUUUUUCAGUCGGAGAGCAUUGAAAGAAAAAUUACGAGAAUUAAAUUGUAGAGCUCUUAUACGUGGUCAUGAAGCUAAUACAAGUGGUUUUGUAAAAGUAUUCAAUGGUCUGUGCUAUACGGUACAUUCAUCACCUGCAGCUGGUGAUGAAUAUUAUGUCGCAGCUAUUUUAUUGCUCGAUUUUGAUGCUGACACAAAACUUCUGACAGGUCGUGCUGUAUAUCAUUCCACAAAGGGAAAUUUGAAGCAUUUGAGGGAAGAUUUGGCUACAAACUUUGAGGAAGUGAGACAUCUUUAUCCACUUGAUCCACCUGGUAAACUUACGUCGCAAUGUUGGUCAUGUAUGAAGUUUAUGGAAGGUGUGCCAGAAGCAAUUUUCAAAUGGCAACGGUGUCUUUCGCAUUUCGAUUAUUACAUGAUCAUGCGAGAAUAUCGAAUUGGUGAACAUGAUCUUCCAUUUGAAGAUGAUUUCUUUGAUGAAAUGGACGCUGUAACUGAAGAUAAUUUGCAUGAACUAUAUAAGAUUGCUGCGCUUCGAUAUCCUAAAUUUCUCCACUUAUUGAUAAAUGAAAAUUAUGUGUUGAGUGUUAGUGGAAUACAACAGCCUGAUGAAGUACCAGAAUAUGAUUUCAAAUUCGUAUUACCUUCAUUCGAAGAAAGAUGGCCAUUUCUAGAAAUUCAUGAUUGA
Acanthocheilonema viteae is the source of this 1455-nucleotide messenger RNA. The record is from the annotation of a GenBank genome assembly. Lineage: Eukaryota; Metazoa; Nematoda; Chromadorea; Rhabditida; Onchocercidae.